Sinocyclocheilus anshuiensis is the source of this 1573-nucleotide messenger RNA. Its product is annotated as Fanconi anemia core complex-associated protein 100-like. Gene Ontology annotation, biological process: interstrand cross-link repair. The record is from RefSeq and is a predicted model, not a curated record. Gene Ontology annotation, cellular component: Fanconi anaemia nuclear complex; nucleoplasm. Lineage: Eukaryota; Metazoa; Chordata; Actinopteri; Cypriniformes; Cyprinidae.
GCCUCAGUGAUAAAUUUAGCAUUAAGUGACGAUAAACAUCGACUUUAUGCACUUUGUGCGAACGGUGGGCUUUACUGCACCCCUUUACCACCACAGCUCAGGCUUCAAUGAGCAUAGUGUACGAGGACCAGUGCUGUGUGCCUGUGUUGAUGAUAAGCGGCUGUACUACAGCUCUCUCAAUGACCUACACGCUCUUCAGCUCACCACAACAUCUUCAUCAGAAGCAACAGGAACUGAGUCCCAACUGCAAGCUCUGACCUCUGACAGUCUUGGUGUAUGCAGGGCUAUAGCACUUGCUGGGCCAUAUACUAACCCCACAGGAUCUGUGCAGCUUUUGGCAGUAUCUUUGAGCGGAAGACUGCUUCGCGUGAACCUUCCUCAAGGAUCUGAAAAUGUUCCCAGGUUGCCCUCAUCUCUGGCAGGCCAGAGAGUGAAAGACCUUCUGGCUUCCAUCGCAAACAUCUGGGAGAGGGCAGAAUCCUUGAAACACAAGCUUCAGGAGAAAAAUGAGUCUCUCAAACAUCUUAAUCAAGUCAUAAAUGUUUGCAGCCUGAGCCUCCUGUUGGACAACCAUGGGAAUGAAAAGGUGUGUAAUAUGGGCACCAAGCAUCCAAUCAGCUGUUAUGUAGCUAGAUGGAGCUCGUUGCUCCAAAGAGACUCUUUGACUCUCACAUGUGUGCUUGAAAAUUCAAGUGGAUGUACAUUGGAACAUGGCUGGACUUUGUGCAUUCAGGUCCAUCCAUUAUCCAAGGGUCCAAAUAUGGAAGGCUCAGCUAGGACAUACUCAUUCCCUUUCAUGAAACUGGAUUCUGGUCAGAAACUGGAUGUAACCAUUCCCCUUGAAAGCACUGGCGGGCUGUCUCUGCCAGUGAAAGUCUACUGUUCUCUCGCCUUCUCCCUAUCUGCUCUGUUUAGUCCUGAAGCAUCUUCUCCUGGUGUUUCCCAGCUCCUAACAGAGAUGGGCUCCAUCUGUGCACCUUUGAGUACUUUAACAGUUGACUGGCUUGAUGCUUUAAGGCUAGAUGGAACAUUUUCUAAUUGUAAUAUCAGACACAACACUGUCACGGAUGGCAUCCAAGCCUUCCUGCGUUCCAGAGGAGCGUUAACCAGAGAUUCUGAUACUACUACCAAGUCAGGACCCAUCACAGUGAUGGUCAGGGUAUCAUCACAGCUCCUAAAUACCAAACUGCACCUCUCAGCAACCAGCAGUGCAGAAAGAUGCAUGUCUGUGCUAAACUGGGUGGUAUCACCUGAGGAGAGAGGACAAAUGUCGAUACAAAGUCCAGUGGUUUGUGCCUACAGCCCAGAUGGAUGUUCUGUCAAGCUUCUGGUCAAAGAGGUAACACUGGGAGAUUUCUGUUCUGAUGGACCUCUUGAAGUCUUGGAGAUUCGGGUGGAAAGUUCAUCUGUGGCAGCGGUGUGUGGACUGCAUCAUGCCAUUCUAAGGCGCCUUCAGGUCUUGCUCAGAGACUCGGCUGUGAAAUGUGUUCAUACAAAACAGCUAAAGGCACAGAGCUUGUUUGAAGCCGUACAGCAUGUUGAGUCUCUUUAUAAAGACCUUCAGGAUGCUCAG